Photinus pyralis (common eastern firefly) is the source of this 1125-nucleotide messenger RNA. RefSeq lists its product as uncharacterized. The record is from RefSeq and is a predicted model, not a curated record. The transcript is spliced from 3 exons. Bases 413 to 841 code for a protein of 142 amino acids. NCBI's taxonomy places the organism in Eukaryota, Metazoa, Arthropoda, Insecta, Coleoptera, Lampyridae.
CACCGUUUUACUAAACAUCGUUUAAAGUCGUAAACACUGUUUAGCAAUAGACAGGGUUUGCACCGUGCAUUAAUCAACGUUUAGAAAGGUGUAACCUAUGUUUAAUCUAAACGUCCAAUUUUGGGCGUUUAAAGGUCUGAUUAGUACGAGUAUCUCAUAAUUUGUAGGUUAUAGUAAAUACUACCAGUAUCUUUAUUUUGAUUUUCUUUCUGUGGUGUCAUAAAUUUUAAUAAAUUAUGGAUGUUGUUGAAGAAUUUUUCAUAGAAGAUGAUUUAGACAUAUUGGAUAUAGUAGAGUUUAGUUUCCCACGUAAAGUUUAUACUAGGAAAAAUCAUUUCGAGGAGAUGGAUAACUUAACAUUCUUUAAACGCUUUCGUUUGACGAAAGAUGCAGUUCUGCAGAAUUGAUCGAAAUGGAUCUCGAAUAUAAUAACAAUUUAAACAAUAAUGUAGCACCUAUUGAUCAGUUGUUAGCAGCGCUUAGGUUUUAUGCAAGUGCCGGACAUUUAAGUACAGUGGCUGAUUUUAUCGGCAUGGACACAGCAUCACGGUUAGUUGCAAAGGUUACGCAUGCUAUUGGUAGACUGUAUCAACAGUUUGUUAAAAUACCAGGUCCAAAUGAAUUAAUUCAAGCGCAGAGAGAAUUUUAUCGUUUAUCAUCUUUUCCCAGAGUUAUUGGUUGUGUUGAUGGUACGCAUGUCAAAAUACAAUCACCAGGUGGAGAAGAUCCGGAGGUUUUUAAAAACCGAAAGGGAUAUUUCUCUAUAAAUGUUCAGGGUACUUGUGAUGCAAAUCUGAAAAAUCACAAAUAUUGGCAAUCAUUAACUUUUCAACCACACUAAACGUUGGGCAUCGAUUUCUUUUUUUGGUCGGAGCUUCCAUUAUUAAUCAAAUUUACUAAAUUUAACAAAGUUGAUGAUUUUAAGCUCAAAUAUAAACUUUAAGAUUAACAAACAGUCAGUAAACACAUGUGACAGUAGAUAUUUUACAGUGUUGCCUAGCAGAUUCUCCGAUUACCUAAACAGCUUUAUGUUUUUGUCGGUGCAAGUGGUUACAAAUUAAACAUUGAUUAAAAUUAAAACAGUGAUUAGUUAAACAACGUUUAUUGCAGAAACGGUGCAAACGG